This is a messenger RNA of Penicillium concentricum, 459 nucleotides long. RefSeq lists its product as uncharacterized. The transcript is spliced from 2 exons. The coding region runs from base 1 to 459 and encodes 152 amino acids. NCBI's taxonomy places the organism in Eukaryota, Fungi, Ascomycota, Eurotiomycetes, Eurotiales, Aspergillaceae. The record is from RefSeq and is a predicted model, not a curated record.
AUGACUGUUCCUGAUAUUGGUGUCCCACUGGCAUCACCAAUCUUUGCAGUUGGUAAUGGAAUUACUGAAAACGAACAAUUCAUCACACGAGGGCAGUGGAUCGAAUGGCGAGAUCAGUUAUUUUCAGUCGCCCAGAAGCCUGUUUGUGCUCCACGGAAACUGAGCUGGAAGAUGACUCCUUCCAGGUUCAAGAUCGGUAACUUUCCCAAUUGGGAUCAUUCAAACUUUGACGAAGAAGACCUUUGCCUACACUACUCGCCACCAACCCUCUUGUUUCCCAUUCGACAUCGUAGGGAUGAGCUUCAUGCGGGCCUGGCACAUGGUAAAAGCUAUUUUCAACCCACAUGGCUUUAUAUCGGGGUUGGAUUUGUAUUCAAAUACGUCAAUAUGGCAUUGGUGGCAGUUGGAAUCAAGGUUAUUUUGCUUUCAGGACGCUCUCACUCUCAAUUGAAAAAAUAA